AUGACGCCAAAGCGCAUAUUGAAGGAGACGGAGAAUUUGGCCAAUGAUUCGCCUCAUGUGCGUGCAGCUCCUGGCAUCAAGGCCGAGCUGAAUCCGGGUAAUAACCGUCACUUCAACAUAAGGAUGCUUGGUCCGGAUAGUACCCCUUAUGAAGGUGGAGUUUACAAACUCGAGCUCUUUUUACCGGAACAGUACCCUAUGGAGCCGCCAAAAGUGCGCUUCUUAACCAGCAUAUACCACCCAAAUAUAGAUAAACUUGGUAGGAUAUGUCUUGAUAUACUAAAGGACAAGUGGAGCCCGGCACUGCAAAUCAGGACAGUAUUACUUAGCGUACAAUCGUUGCUCAGUGCCCCUGAACCAGAUGAUCCAUUAGAUACCGCAGUAGCUGAUCAUUUUAAAUCGGACAGGGCUGGUGCAGAACGACUAGCUCGUGAGUGGAACGAAAUGUACGCUAAAUGUAAUUCAAUGUAA
This is a messenger RNA of Babesia sp. Xinjiang, 471 nucleotides long. RefSeq names its product Ubiquitin-conjugating enzyme E2 36. Gene Ontology annotation, cellular component: nucleus. Lineage: Eukaryota; Apicomplexa; Aconoidasida; Piroplasmida; Babesiidae. The record is from RefSeq and is a predicted model, not a curated record. Gene Ontology annotation, biological process: protein K63-linked ubiquitination; DNA damage tolerance. The transcript has 2 exons. Bases 1 to 471 code for a protein of 156 amino acids. Gene Ontology annotation, molecular function: ubiquitin conjugating enzyme activity.